Bacillus rossius redtenbacheri is the source of this 7053-nucleotide messenger RNA. RefSeq names its product gastrula zinc finger protein XlCGF57.1-like. Gene Ontology annotation, biological process: regulation of transcription by RNA polymerase II. Gene Ontology annotation, cellular component: nucleus. Gene Ontology annotation, molecular function: DNA-binding transcription factor activity, RNA polymerase II-specific; RNA polymerase II cis-regulatory region sequence-specific DNA binding. The coding region runs from base 1183 to 2541 and encodes 452 amino acids. The transcript has 4 exons. NCBI's taxonomy places the organism in Eukaryota, Metazoa, Arthropoda, Insecta, Phasmatodea, Bacillidae. The record is from RefSeq and is a predicted model, not a curated record.
ACAAUUCUUUAGAGAAAAAGAACAAUUUGAAAUUAUUGGUUUCUUUUAUACUCCUUGGUACAAAUUAUGAAUUAUUGUUGGUUAUAAACGCUUUUCUCAGUUUAUGUAGAGGAAUAAUUAGUUUCCGUAAAACAUUUUCCGGUAUUUUAUUAUUUUAUCUACGGAAAAGUCGUGAUGCAAGAUGGCGACAGAACGCACGUGCCUCAAGGAGGAUCCAGUGAGGCUGGAGCCGUGUGACGGAGGGUUGUCGAGCGUGAAGGAGGAGGUCAAGAGUGAAGACGAGGCAGAUUGGAGUACUGCUCCAGCCAUGACUGUGACAGGGCCCAGCAUCAAGGUGAAGCAGGAAAUGACCUUCGAAGAUGGUGUAUUGAUCGGACAGCUGGAAGGAACUUUCUCACUUGCAGGUUGUAACUAUUUUUUUUUUUCCUUACCCAAGUCGUUAAUUAUAGAGGCUGUUUGCCCAGCAUUAAGAAUAACAUAUGACUAUGUGUGUGAGGUGUGCUGUGUAGGCAAAACAUUAUUAAAAUAUAAACUUUAACCUUGAAUAUAUAGACACUCAGUUCCUAACCUAGGAAUUGAGGACAUAGCUGCUCACCCGAGGCUGUUUGUAGUGGACGCCACCACGUGAGUGGGCACGUGGACCCGGCUGAGACUCCCGGUCAGGGCGUUACGUGGCCCGUGUGGGGCGAGAUAUUAGUCCUCUAAUUUAUCGAGCUAAUUUAUUAAGGUAUGGCCUGCUCUAGGCGUGUGGCCCGCCAUGCUGAUCAGCAUACACGGAUACCACGGGGUGGUGCCAUGUGGCCACACGUCUCGGAUGACGAAGAGGAACUGGGGCGAGCAGCAGGCAGCUUCCCGCCGGAACAAAACCAUUAUUCUUAUUAUAUGAUCUCGCACCAAGGGUCAUUUUUUAAGGAAGUGACAAAAACUCUUAUAAUUUAUACAAUCCCUCAUCCUGGCUCAUAACCAUAAAUAUAUAUUAUUACAUAAAUAAUUAUUGUUUUUAUUGUUUUUUGGUUAUGUCGUACUGCCGCUAAGCGCCCUCUUGCGGUAGUCCGUGCCGCACAAUUUGAUCACACGCAUGUCUACAUACGUCAGCGGUACGAAUGCCAGGAAGGAGGCAAACUGGACAGUGGAGUCAGAACAGACUUACGUCGUCCGGGUCUGACAGCCGCGAACCACGCCAUGUACGCGGGAGCUGACGUAACCAUCACCAUGGAGGAGCCCUGCGACCGCUGCGGAAAACCAUACACCAACAACAGCUGCGCUGAGCACGGACGAAGCAGUGACUUGUGCAAGCAGGAAGGGGGGACCGUGGUUGCAAGAGACACGGAACCAGCCGUGAAUGAUCACGAGAUGACAGCACAGUCCAGUCGCUCAUUUCAGCCGGCUCAUUUGGAGAUGUUGAGACCGAGUGUGGAGGAGAAAGGCACAGAAACAAAACAGUCAGUGAAUCUCAAGGGAAGUGCAUCUGUGAUUCCCAACAAAAUCAGUGGUAAACACAACAAUGGGAGUCCCUUCACAUGUUCAGUAUGUUCUGCUACAUACACUUCCCAGGGUAUUCUUAAUAGACACUUUUUGAAACACACUGGAGAGAGACCAUUUGCAUGUUCAGUAUGUUCUGCUACAUUUGCUGAAAAGAGUUGUCUUCGUAGACACUGUAUGAAACACACUGGGGAGAGGCCAUUCUCAUGUUCAUUAUGUUCUGCUACAUUCAAUCGAAAGGGUGUUCUUAGCAGCCACUUUAUGAAACACACUGGUGAGAGACCAUUCUCAUGUUCAUUAUGUUCUGCUACAUUCAAUCGAAAGGAUGCUCUUAGCAGCCACUUAAUGAAACACACUGGUGAGAGACCAUUCUCGUGUUCAUUAUGUUCUGCUACAUUCAAUCGAAAGGAUGCUCUUAGCAGCCACUUAAUGAAACACACUGGUGAGAGACCAUUCUCGUGUUCAUUAUGUUCUGCUACAUUUGCUGAAAAGAGUUUUCUUCGUAGACACUGUAUGAAACACACUGGGGAGAAGCCAUUCUCAUGUUCAUUAUGUACUGCUUCAUUCACUCAAAAUAGUUAUCUGCGUAGACACUCAAUCAUACACACUGGUGAGAGACCAUUCGCAUGUUCAGUAUGUUCUGCUAUAUUUGCUGAAAAGAGUAAUCUUCGUAGGCACUGUAUGAAACACACUGGGGAGAGGCCAUUCUCCUGUUCAUUAUGUUCUGCUACAUUCAAUCGAAAGGGUGCUCUUAGCAGCCACUUUAUGAAACACACUGGUGAGAGACCAUUCUCAUGUUCAUUUUGUUCUGCUACAUUUGCUAAAAAGAGUGAUCUUCGUAGACACUCAAUGAAACACACUGGUGAGAGACCAUUCUCAUGUUCAUUAUGUUCUGCUACAUUCACUCAAAAGAGUCAUCUUUGUAGUCACUUUAUGAAACACACUGGUGAGAGACCAUUUUCAUGUGCUCUGUGUUCAGCUAAGUUUGCUGAAAAGAGUAAUUUGAGGAUUCACAUUAAGACAGUACACUUAGCUGUGCAGGCUUUUACAAGCAGUUAGCAACAGAAAGGAAAACAGCAAAUUGUGGCAAUUGAAAUGUUUUAGUAAAUACCUUUUAAAAAAAAAAGUAGUGAUUUUUUUCCAUAAUAUUUGACUAGAUUUUGUGUUAUUUAAAAUGGAUAUAAUGGCAGGAUAAUACUUUAUGUUUCGCAUUUGAAUCAUUUUAGUGUUUUGUCAUUAAUGAACGGCAAACACUUGUUGCUUAUUUUGAAAGUAUAUUUUCUUUGCAUAAGUUAAGUUAAAUUUUUUGAGUUCUAAACAAUUAUGUAGAACCUUUGAAAGUGGCAAAAAUAUUACCGAAACACCCAAAUAAACUGUUCACAAUUUUUAGUAAAAGUGUUGAAAUAGCGCGGUGUGCAGUUUUUUCAAAACUUGAGGAUGCCGCAUGGCAACACUGCAUAGCACAGAUUACAUCAAGCUGCAAGGUUGCCGUGGUUCACCUGUUGUUGCAUAAUGAAUGGACAACGGACAGCUUGAACGGGAUUUGUUAGUGUGUGAUCAUGUGAGAAUGACGUUGAAAUACAGUAGAGUACCGGUACAACGUACCUCAUUAUAACGUAUAUUUCACUUUAACAUAUUUUUUUUAAGUGCCCGCCAAAAAUCGUAUCUUCAUCAUGCAAAACAGUUUCAGUUUAAAGUAUCAUAUUUUCACUAUAACUUAUAAAUUCUACUAGUAGCGUGGCAUUACUACACCAAAAUUUACUUAAACUGGUAAUUGAAUUUCCAGCCAAAUGAUUAAUGUUGUAGAACAAACAUACACAAAUACCACCGCAACGUAUUUUCUAACCUCUAAACCCUCAAAACAAAGUUCAAAAACUGUUGCGCGCACUACCAUAGAUUAUACCGUACGUAGUAUGCGACGUGAGCAACACGACACCAUUCGAUACAUCGAAAUACGGAAGUUUGAGAGAAGUAUUUAUUUUUUAGACAAAAGUGUUACGCUACGCUAAAAAUACUGUUUGAUGUCUGUGCCGGGAUUGUUUAUUGUUAUUGUUGAGUUUAUUUUCAGGUUACGUUAUUUAGACACCGCAUUGUAUUUUUGCUACAAUAUGAGUGAUCCUGGAGAUAAAAAGAAACGAAAGCAAUUCACGCUUAAGGAAAAAGUGGAAAUACUCAGAGAACUAGACAAGGGGGAAAAGCAAGUCGCAGUUGCGAAGACAUAUGGCAUUGCGGCUCUCCUGUAGCUAUUUAUAUUUAUAUUUAUUUAUUUUUAUAUAUAUAUAUAUUUAUUUAUUUAUUUAUUUAUUUAUUUAUUUCUCUUUGUUAAGAUGAUAUGUAUGUAUGUUUCAGUACUAAGUACUUUCAGUACUAAGUACAAAAACUUGAGGUCCUUGUAAGUACUUAGUACUGAGAUUCUACUGUAAUUACAGAAUAUUUGGGGUUUUGUUCACAUACGCUUGCUUAAAAAUUUCUAAAACAUACUUAAGAUUUGGGAAAUUAUGCUGCAGGAAGAAAGUUCGCUCUCUAUGUGAGAGAAGGAAAAAAAUUAAUAUUGAGUGAUGGUAGUAUUAUAAUAAUUAUUUUAAUUUUAUAAGUGAGCAUUUGUUGUGUCUGCUUCUUCAGCAAUUUCCCAAAUUAAUUUGGUUGCAUUUUUUGUAACAUAGCAUUUAAACUGUGCCAUAAUUUUAAGGGGCUAGUGCAUUUUACCAUUCCAUAACAUUACUAAUGUUUUCAGCAAGAUGGCGUCGCUUACAUCAUUACCACCCCUUCAUUCUUAUGUGACAAGUGCGGGAAAUUGGGGUUUUAAGCAGAGAAGUAUAAACACACUAUUUCUCAGAUAUUGCAUUUUUUGAAUAUUAUGUUUUAUAUGUAUCGUAAACAUCACUAUAAUCUCCUCUUGCUCUAGACUAUUUUGCAAUACUGAAAAUUCAUUAUCAAAGACACUAUUUCUGUAAAUGAUUUUAAUUACAUUGGUAUUGUGAAUCAUAACUACAUGACCUAUUUAUUGAAGAACUUCAUGAUUCUGAAAAAUAAAACUUGUGGGAGACGUGAAUUAUAGAUAAUUAAAACCAGUAUCGUUAAAUACACUACAACGGGUGAGACUGUAGUCUACUUCUCUAUUCCUAGAAAAUAUUUCAUUACCAAACAAUCAAUGUCUGUAGACAUUAUGAAUUACUGUUGUAUGGUGAAAUAUUACAGCGCACCCUAUGUAUGAGAAAUCUUCAUGAUACUGAAAUUUUAAAGGCGCGGGAAUAGUGAAUUACAUUGAAUUAAAAAGUUAUCUCAAAAUACAGUUGACCGGGCGGGACUUUAGUGUACUUCACGAUACCGUGAAUAUUUUUGCUAUUAGUUAUUACUAUCAAUAAAUUAUUUACUGGUAUUGCAAAAUACAAUAGACAGGUUGGGACUUUAGUCUUCUUACAAUCUAGCAAAUAUAUUUCCUAUAAAUUCUUAUUUUCAAUAUAUUAAUUAUCAAUAUCUCAAAAUAUACUAUUCUGGGUGAGGACUGUAGUCUACUUCACGAUACCAUGAUUUAUUUUUCCUAUAAAAAUCUUUUUUUCAAAUAUUUCUUCCCCGUUUUAAUACAUACAAUAGACCGGGUGGAACUGCAUUCUACUUCAUUAUAACUGUAAUUUUUUUAAAUGAUUUCUUUUAACAAUUUAAUUACCAGUAUUGCAUUAUAGACCACAUGGGACUGUAUUUUACUUCAUGAUACCCAUUAAUUUUUAGUUUUGAAACAUCUUAUUUCUAAUUAAAGGAAUACUGGUAUCAGAAAUUACACUCAGUCUACAUCAUACCAUGAAGGUUUUUUUUAUUAUAAUAUUAUUACUUUCCAUAAUUUAUUUGCAAAGGACUAUAGUUUGCUUCACAAAAUUGAUCAAAUUUUAUUGGAAAAUGUCUCCCUUUCACCACUUUAAAUUAUAGUAUCCCUAAAGAAUAGAGUUUGAUAUUAAAUCUACUUUAUGAUUACCUAAACCUUCAUCUCCCUUAAAUUAAAUACACUUCUGUCACCUAACAUAUAAUCAGAGCUGGGCAGUAUCGAAAAUACAAGUAGUUUUAUACGUAUUUUCGAUAUUUUUGGGUAUUUUGUAUUUUGUAUCAGUAGAAAGUUAUGUCUCAGUAUUUUAUAUUUUGUAUCUAAAAUACUUUUGAAGUGCAUUUACUGUAUUUUGUAUUUUAUAAAAUACAAAAUAUAUUGUGUACUUGCAUUUAUAAAACAUCUAAUUUAUUUGCUGGAUAUUAUAAUUUUGGAAAUUAGGAUUGGCUAUUUAUUUGAAAUCUGGCACUAGUGAGUGAUAUCAUUGAACAGAAACGGUAUCACAGAUUUUACAAAUUUCUGUCUUAUCACGUAUGUUCAUGAAGCUGAGUUAAUGUUCAUUUAUGUCGAUGACAGUCUUACGACAUCUAAAGAUCCACUGAUUCUUCCUCAACAUUUGAGAUGCGCAUCUCAUACACUAAAUCUCGUUGCAACAACAGAUAUCAAUAAGGCCAUUGAAAGCAAUCCAUCAAUUUCGAGGAUUCGUCACCCAACACUGGCCAAGUGUUCUACUUUAUGGAAUGCCUCAGGCCGACCAAAAUCGGCUGAAAUAAUAUUUUCUAUCCUAGGACAUAAACUUAGUUAUCCUUGUGUUACCAGAUGAAAUUAUAUGUACGAUUCUAUCUGCCAGAUUAUACAAUUUCAAAAAAAAAUUACCAGAAGUUUUUGAAUCACUAAAAUUGAAAUGCACCAUUAAAGACAUAUUUAGCCCUCUUGCUGCUGCUCUUGACCGCGUACAGGGAGAUGGCUGCUAUUAUGGCCAAUUACUACCAACACUUUUUACAUUGGUUAAAAAGUUUGAAGAACUAGAACUCCAAACUUUCAGACUUGGUGCACAUCUUUUGCAAGCUGUGAAGACAUCAGUUUUGAAAAGAUUUGAGAAAUAUUUUGAAUUAACUUCAGAGGUAAAUGAAGCCAUUAUUGCAACAUGUGCACAUCCAUACUUCAAAUUGCAUUGGUUACCUGCAACUGAAACUAAUGAAAGCACGAGAAAACGGAUCCAAGAGGUUCUAACAGUGGCUGCAAAGGACAUAAACCCACUGAGAGAUGACAAGAACAGUUACACACCAGCAGAAGAUGAUUGGUUUGCAUUCCAUGUCAAUACAAAUAAUGAAUCAAGUGUUGCACAAACAAACAAAAUUGAACUUGAGUUAUUACAAUACUUACAAGAUAAGGCUACCCACACGAGUAUGCUAGAUGGUUAUCCAGUGGUGCGAAAGCUUUUCUUACUAUAUAAUACAAGUUUAACCUCUAGUGGUCGUGUUGAAAGGUUGUUUUCAUUUGCAGGUAUAAUACACAACCAUAAACGCCACAGCUUGAGUGACACAAUGAGAGACUGGUUUGUUUUAAAGGGAAUUCAUCCUUCGUUGCUCACAAAAAUGUUGCAUGUAUUUUGUAAUUUCAUCUGUAUUUUAAAAUACUAUUUUGUAUCUAAACUAAAUUUUAUUUUGAGUAUUUUGUAACUGUAUUGUUAUAAAUGUACACAAGUAUUUUGUAAUUUGUAUUUCAAAUACAUUUUCAAAGUAUUUUGCCCA